AAACUCUGGAAGCGCUCAAUCAGGACUGGAAAGUCACAGCAUCCUAACAUCAACAAAAAUGAAGUACAUUAGCGUGUGUGUUGCUGCCACAGUUAUCAUUGCUUGCCUUUGUAUCUUGGAGACUUCAGCUCUUCCUCUCGCUGAGACACAGGCGGAUGAACCAAGCAACAGUGAAGUCCUGCCUGAGAUAGAAUUAACUGAGACAUCACAGGAGCUGCCUUCGAGGCGUUGCCGGUUCUGUUGCAACUGUUGCCCCGGCAUGCAAGGCUGUGGAACGUGCUGCAGAUGGUAACCCCCCUUGGAACAAUCUUACAUGGGACCAGGUCUGAAAG
Messenger RNA from Chanos chanos (milkfish), 332 nucleotides. RefSeq names its product hepcidin-like. The coding region runs from base 59 to 292 and encodes 77 amino acids. The record is from RefSeq and is a predicted model, not a curated record. The transcript has 3 exons. NCBI's taxonomy places the organism in Eukaryota, Metazoa, Chordata, Actinopteri, Gonorynchiformes, Chanidae. Gene Ontology annotation, cellular component: extracellular region. Gene Ontology annotation, biological process: intracellular iron ion homeostasis.